This is a messenger RNA of Rhodotorula graminis WP1, 588 nucleotides long. RefSeq lists its product as uncharacterized. NCBI's taxonomy places the organism in Eukaryota, Fungi, Basidiomycota, Microbotryomycetes, Sporidiobolales, Sporidiobolaceae. Gene Ontology annotation, molecular function: GTP binding; GTPase activity. The transcript is spliced from 5 exons. The annotation marks the transcript as partial. The record is from RefSeq and is a predicted model, not a curated record.
AGGUUCAAGCUCGUGUUCCUCGGCGAGCAGAGCGUCGGCAAGACGUCCCUCAUCACCCGCUUCAUGUACGACACGUUCGACAACACGUACCAGGCCACCAUCGGCAUCGACUUUCUGUCCAAGACGAUGUAUCUCGAGGACCGCACCGUCCGCCUCCAGCUGUGGGACACGGCCGGCCAGGAGCGCUUCCGCAGCCUGAUCCCGAGCUACAUUCGCGACUCGAGCGUCGCUGUCGUCGUGUACGACAUCACGAACCGGGCGUCGUUCUUGAACACGAGCAAGUGGGUCGACGACGUGCGCUCUGAGCGCGGCAACGAUGUCAUCAUUGUCCUCGUCGGCAACAAGACGGACCUCAACGACAAGCGGCAAGUGACGACCGACGAGGCCGAGCAAAAGUCCAAGGAGCUCAACGUCAUGUUCAUUGAGACGUCGGCCAAAGCCGGGCACAACGUCAAGACGCUGUUCCGCAAGAUUGCCCAGGCGCUGCCCGGCAUGGACCGCGAGGGCGGCGAGCAGCAGCAGGCCAACCAAAGUGCGUCCUUCUGCCUCUCUCUCUCUCUCUUCCUUGUACCCUGGGCGGUGCACUGA